Messenger RNA from Pangasianodon hypophthalmus (striped catfish), 3762 nucleotides. It is a transcript of the gene nhlrc2, whose product is annotated as NHL repeat containing 2. The transcript has 11 exons. The record is from RefSeq and is a predicted model, not a curated record. Gene Ontology annotation, molecular function: protein binding. Bases 2 to 2200 code for a protein of 732 amino acids. NCBI's taxonomy places the organism in Eukaryota, Metazoa, Chordata, Actinopteri, Siluriformes, Pangasiidae.
UAUGAAUGUGCCUACUUCCGCUGCUCUUGUCGGAAACAUGGCGGCGCACAGCAGUUUGACGGCUCUGUUUCCCAUUCAGAGCCAGUUAGAUUACGCCCUGGAAGACGCAGUCACUCAAGAAGAGAAGGAAAAUCUGGUAUAUCAGUAUUUACGAAAGUUGGACGAAAAGGAAGAUUUGAAGAUUCCUGAUUUUGAAAAAGGGCUGGAGUGGCUAAACACUGAGGGACCGCUGUCUCUGCAAAGGGAAUUAUCAGGCAAAGUGGUGGUGCUGGACUUCUUCACCUACUGCUGCAUCAAUUGCCUGCACAUACUGCCUGAUCUGCACCAACUGGAGCAGCUUCACACUGUUAAAGAUGGCCUGGUUGUGGUAGGUGUUCACUCUGCUAAGUUUCCCAACGAGAAGGUUUUGCAGAACAUUUGCAGUGCGGUGUUGAGGUACGGGAUCACUCACCCAGUGGUGAACGACAGCGACGCUCAGCUGUGGCAUGAGUUGGAAGUGUCCUGCUGGCCCACCCUGGUGAUUCUGGGACCCAGGGGGAACCUACUGUUCUCGCUGGUGGGUGAAGGGCAUCGAGAACGCCUCUUCCUGUUCACCGCUUGUGCUCUCAAGCACUAUGGACAGCAGGGUUUGCUCAAAGACCAUGCUGUGGAAAAAAAACUCUUCAAGGACUCCUUACAACCUUCCAUGCUGUCAUUCCCAGGAAAAGUGGCAGUUGAUCCCAAAAGCAAGAACCUGGCCAUUGCAGAUACAGGACACCACAGGGUUCUGGUGGUGUCUAAUACUGGACAAGUCCUCUACUCUGUGGGGGGGCCUGAAAGUGGAAAUCGGGAUGGGGAUCUGUCUGAGGCACAGUUUAAUUCUCCUCAAGGAAUAUUCAUGAAAGGAGACACUGUGUAUGUGGCUGACACUGAGAAUCACCUCAUCAGGAAGAUUGACCUUUCAGAAAGAAGAGUUACAACUUUAGCCGGCGUCGGCAUGAAAGGCACAGAUAUAGUAGGUGGAGCAAUGGGACUCCAGCAGCCAAUCAGCUCCCCCUGGGACAUAGUCCUUGGUACAGCAGGUGGUACAAAGGAUAACGUGUUGUGGAUCGCAAUGGCAGGGACACAUCAAAUCUGGGCUCUGUUCCUAGAGGAUGGGAAGCUGCCCAAAGGAAGUGAGUAUAAAAAGGGCGAGUGUGUGCGCUUUGCAGGCAGUGGGAAUGAGGAGAACAGGAAUAACGCGUACCCUCAUAAAGCUGGCCUGGCUCAGCCGUCAGGUCUGACCUCUGCCCCUGAAGAGCCGUGGAGUUGCCUGUUCAUCGCCGACAGCGAGAGCAGCACCAUCCGCAGCCUUUCUCUGAGCGACGGAGCUGUCAAACAUGUAGUCGGAGGGGAGAGAGACCCCCUGAAUCUGUUUGCGUUUGGAGAUGUGGAUGGGAAGGGGGUGGAUGCUAAGCUUCAGCACCCUUUAGGAGUGGCCUGGGAUGCCAGUAACAGCCUGCUCUAUGUGGCAGACUCCUACAACCAUAAGAUCAAAGUUGUGGACCCUAAAACUAAGCAGUGUAGGGUGCUGGCAGGCACUGGGGAAGCAAGCGACACAUUUGGCCCAAGCUUUGCAGAGACUAGUUUCAAUGAGCCUGGGGGUCUCUGCAUGGCCGAGGGGGACACGCUGCUCUACAUAGCAGACACCAACAACCAUCACAUCAAAGUGCUGGACUUAGAGACCAAAACAGUGUCUAAGUUCCUCCUUUCAGUGGUAGAAGUUGAUUCUUGCUUUGCAACCGCUCCUUCUACUGCUGCAGUUGUAAAGGUUCCCAAGCUCCCGAAGUCGGCUCCAGUGCUCAGCAUGGCUACGCUGCCUGUGUCAGCAGGGCAGGUCAUUGAUAUUCACCUCAGCCUGACUCUACCUGCUGGAACCAAACUGACCAAGGAUGCCCCCAGCUUCUGGAGUCUCUCUGCUGAAGGUAAUGAAUGGUUACUGCAAGGACAUGCUGUGACGGGAAGCAUCGCAGAUCUCUCCCAGCCGCUCUCCAUUACCUGCACGAUUCCUCCUCGACCGCAGACCCCUGACCCUGCACUGACCCUCAGUGCCUGGGUCUACUGUUGUCUCUCAGAGGGAGGAGCCUGCAUGAUGAAGGCUGUGUCAUUCAUACAGCCUCUGCACAUUGACUCCACUUGCAAAGAAGGCGCUGUAGCUGUGACAUUAGCACAUGUCUUCUGAAACACACUCGCUUUUUCAGACUUUCUACGGACUGUGCAUAUUCAGUGUUUUCGCUACAAAUAGCGCCAGUACAGAUACUGUUACACGUGCAAAUGCUUACAUUAAAAGCUUACGUUUACACGCGUAUACUGUAAUGAAUUGUAAUGACAACAUGGGUGCUUGUCCACUUGAAACAUAUGCAACUAUGUUAUUCUAGUAACUAUUGUACUAGUAACUAAAUUAGCAGCUCCAGCACAAGGUGCCUUUUUUUUUUUUUUUUUUUUUUUUUUUUUUUUUUUUUUUUUUUGCUCAGAAGCACUUAUUACCUAACUGCAUCAGUCCUGCUUGGCUCAAGGCUGUGUGCAGUCAGGCACUCAGAUCUGUUUUUCUCUACAUAUCUGAUGUAGCUUAUCUUUUCAGCAGAAAAACUACUUCUACCAGCAUUAUUUUUCAGCAAAUGAUCGCAUGUCUAAAACACAAAUCUGAAAAGAUCACAAAUCUGUUUGGAGCAUACCACUAUAUUCCUAAUAGUAUAAUUUUGCAAGUUUAUUUUAGAUAAAAAGUUACAUGUUUAACCCAAUAUAAUGACUAUAUAAAAAGCCAGUAUACACUGAGCAUUGUUUUUUUGUUGUUUUUUUUUUUUUUUUUUUUAAGAUCAGAGUGCACUUAGAUGACGUAUCUUGAAGUCUCAAUAUUAUUAGUCAUCUUAAUUUGUGAUUUAGAAUCAUUUAAACAGUUUUGAACUAGAUACAAAGCUGCCCCUUGUUUUUUGUUUUUUUGUUUGUUUGUUUUUUCUCGGGGGGUUGUGCUUCCUUUUUUAUACCCAGUACUUAAUUAUUAAAGGUAUAAGGCAACACAGUAUAAAUUAUGUGACAUAUAAGGUAUAAACAAGUAUUUCAAUUUGUGUUGUUUUUCAGAAGGAGAAACAAAAAAAAAUGCCAUGAUUGUUCAUAGUUUAGCCCAUGGAUCAUGCUUUUAGAGUGCUUAAAUGACGUUUAAUCCAGAUUGAAGUUUGGCAUCCUCAUGGCAGUGGUAAAGACAGGAGCCAACGUGUCUAACUGGACCUUUGCAUCGCUCAAAUUUAGUGUGUUUUCUCAUUCUCCUCCAAAGGCCGCUGUUCUCUACACAGCAUCUAAAUUCUGCACUUUAACUCACUGAAAGAAGUAAUAUAAUAAACGUUAUUUUACCAGUUUGUAAGUGUUCAGCAUUUCUGCAUCUGUUCUGCCUGCAUCUGUUGUCUCUUCUCUUUUUACCUGUGCUGCUCAGAACAAAACUGCAUAUCAUCUUGAACAUAAAAGUCUAACUUGUUAUGACCUCAUGAUCUGGUCCAAAUGCACCUUGCACGACAUUAGGAAGAGGACACACUGAGAUUACUGACCAUCUUCAUUAAUUAUUUAAAACCUGUAAUACCGACCACUCACAUUAUCCCUUUACCCUUGAUAGUGUCCUUACAAAGCUUAAAAUAGCCAUGCGAUUUCUUUCAUUUUUUUUAAAGGUCUAGUAUAUUAGCUUACAUUUUUUUUUACAAAAUAUUUCUAGCUAUAUUAUGUGUUUCAAAUUACACAUCACUAAAACUAAGAUCU